UUUCCUCCCAGAAAAAAAUGCUGAGACCAGCAUUGUGUAGCAUAGAGGAUUAAACUGCUACAAGCAAUGCCAGUAUGUCAUGAAGAUGAUCGAUACAGUCUUGAAGACUUUUCUGCACAGAAAUGAGGGAUAUACAAAGAACCAAAUGUAAUUACGGAAUUUGAGAAUCUGUAUUUUGAAAUGAAUUUAUUUUCAGAAUGAGAAGUAUAUCUGAUUACCUUUAUGAAUGUAAAGACAUGAGAAAAGAGUUAUGAUGGCAAAAAACAAAGAGCCUCGUCCCCCAUCCUAUACUAUCAGUGUAGUUGGACUCUCUGGGACUGAAAAAGACAAAGGAAACUGUGGAGUUGGGAAGUCUUGUUUGUGCAAUAGAUUUGUACGCUCAAAGGCAGAUGAAUAUUAUCCAGAGCAUACGUCUGUGCUCAGCACCAUUGACUUUGGAGGACGAGUGGUGAACAAUGAUCACUUUCUGUACUGGGGAGACAUAACACAAAGUGGUGAAGAUGGAGUAGAAUGCAAAAUUCAUGUCAUUGAACAAACAGAGUUCAUUGAUGACCAGACUUUCUUGCCUCAUCGGAGUACGAAUUUGCAACCAUAUAUAAAACGUGCAGCUGCCUCCAAACUGCAGUCAGCAGAAAAACUAAUGUACAUUUGCACUGAUCAGCUAGGCUUGGAGCAAGACUUUGAACAGAAGCAGAUGCCUGAAGGGAAGCUCAACGUAGAUGGAUUUUUGUUGUGCAUUGACGUAAGUCAAGGAUGUAACAGGAAGUUUGAUGAUCAACUUAAAUUUGUGAAUAACCUUUUUGUCCAGCUAUCAAAGUCAAAAAAACCUAUAAUAAUAGCAGCAACUAAAUGUGAUGAAUGCGUGGAUCAUUAUCUUAGAGAAGUUCAGGCAUUUGCUUCAAACAAAAAGAACCUUCUUGUAGUGGAAACAUCAGCCCGAUUUAAUGUCAACGUUGACACAUGCUUCACUGCACUGGUACAAAUGUUGGAUAAAACUCGUGGCAAACCUAAAAUUAUUCCCUAUCUGGAUGCUUACAAAACACAAAGACAGCUUGUUGUUACAGCAACAGAUAAGUUUGAAAAACUUGUACAAACUGUGAGAGAUUAUCAUGCGACUUGGAAAACUGUUAGUAAUAAAUUAAAAAAUCAUCCUGAUUAUGAGGAAUACAUCAACUUGGAGGGAACAAGAAAGGCCAGGAAUACAUUCUCCAAGCAUAUAGAACAACUUAAACAGGAACAUAUAAGAAAAAGGAGAGAAGAAUAUAUAAGUACUUUACCAAGAGCUUUUAAUACUCUUUUGCCAAAUCUAGAAGAAAUUGAACAUUUGAAUUGGUCAGAAGCUUUGAAGAUAAUGGAAAAGAGACCAGAUUUCCAGUUAUGUUUUGUGGUGCUAGAGAAAACACCGUGGGAUGAAACUGACCAUAUUGACAAAAUUAAUGAUAGACGAAUCCCAUUUGACCUCCUGAGCACUUUAGAAGCUGAAAAAGUCUAUCAGAACCAUGUACAACAUCUAAUAUCAGAGAAACGGAGAGUAGAAAUGAAGGAAAAAUUCAAAAAGACUUUAGAAAAAAUUCAGUUCAUUUCACCUGGGCAGCCAUGGGAAGAAGUUAUGUGCUUUGUCAUGGAGGAUGAAGCCUUCAAAUAUAUCACCGAAGCUGAUAGCAAAGAGGUGUAUAGCAGGCAUCAGCGAGAAAUAGUUGAAAAAGCCAAAGAAGAGUUUCAGGAAAUGCUUUUUGAACACUCAGAACUUUUUUAUGAUUUAGAUCUCAAUGCAACACCUAGUUCAGAUAAGAUGAGUGAAAUUCAUACUGUCCUGAGUGAAGAACCUAGAUAUAAAGCUUUACAGAAACUUGCACCUGAUAGGGAAUCCCUUCUGCUUAAGCAUAUAGGGUUUGUUUAUCAUCCCACUAAAGAAACAUGCCUUAGUGGCCAGAAUUGUACGGACAUUAAAGUGGAACAGUUACUUGCCAGUAGUCUUCUGCAGUUGGACCAUGGUCGCUUACGGCUGUAUCACGAUAGUACCAAUAUAGAUAAAGUUAACCUUUUCAUUUUAGGGAAGGAUGGCCUUGCUCAAGAACUAGCAAAUGAGAUAAGAACGCAAUCCACUGAUGAUGAAUAUGCCUUAGAUGGAAAAAUUUAUGAACUUGAUAUUCGGCCAAUUGAUGCCAAAUCGCCUUAUUCUUUGAGUCAGUUAUGGACUGCCGCCUUUAAACCACAUGGGUGCUUUUGUGUAUUUAAUUCCAUUGAGUCACUGAGUUUUAUUGGGGAAUUUAUUGGAAAAAUAAGAACCGAAGCUUCUCAGAUCAGAAAAGAUAAAUAUAUGGCUAAUCUUCCAUUUACGUUAAUUCUGGCCAACCAGAGGGAUUCCAUUAGCAAAAAUCUCCCAAUUCUCAGGCACCAGGGACAACAGCUGGCAAACAAGUUACAGUGUCCUUUUGUAGAUGUACCUACUGGCACAUAUCCUCGUAAAUUUAAUGAAGCCCAGAUCAAGCAAGCUCUAAGAGGAGUAUUGGAAUCAGUUAAACAUAAUUUAGAUGUGGUAAGCCCAGUUCCCACCAAUAAAGAUGUAUCAGAAGCUGAUUUGAGAAUUGUCAUGUGUGCCAUGUGUGGCGAUCCAUUCAGUGUGGAUCUUAUCCUCUCACCCUUCCUUGCUUCUCAUUCAUGCAGUGCUGCUCAAGCUGGACAGAAUAAUUCCUUAAUGCUUGAUAAAAUCAUAGGUGAGAAAAGGAGGCGAAUACAGAUAACGAUAUUAUCAUACCACUCUUCAAUUGGAGUCAGAAAAGAUGAACUGGUUCAUGGGUAUAUAUUAGUGUACUCUGCCAAGAGGAAAGCAUCAAUGGGCAUGCUUCGAGCAUUUCUGUCAGAAGUGCAGGACACCAUUCCUGUGCAACUGGUGGCAGUGACUGACAGCCAAGCAGAUUUUUUUGAAAAUGAAGCUAUUAAGGAGCUAAUGACUGAAGGAGAACACAUUGCAACUGAGAUCACUGCUAAAUUUACAGCACUGUAUUCCUUAUCUCAAUAUCAUCGGCAAACUGAGGUCUUUACUCUGUUUUUCAGUGAUGUUCUAGAGAAAAAAAAUAUGAUAGAAAAUUCCUAUUUGUCCGAUAAUACAAGGGAAUCAACCCAUCAGAGUGAGGAUGUUUUUCUGCCAUCUCCCCGAGACUGUUUUCCAUAUAGCAACUACCCUGAUUCAGACGAUGACACAGAAGCACCACCUCCCUACAGCCCAAUUGGAGAUGAUGUACAGUUGCUUCCAACACCUAGUGACCGUUCCAGAUACAGGUUAGAUUUGGAAGGAAAUGAAUAUCCUAUUCAUAGCACCCCAAACUGUCAUGAUCAUGAACGCAACCAUAAAGUGCCUCCACCUAUUAAACCUAAACCAGUUGUACCUAAGACAAAUGUGAAAAAACUAGAUCCAAAUCUUCUAAAAACAAUUGAAGCUGGUAUUGGUAAAAAUCCAAGGAAACAGACUUGUCGGGUGCCUUUGGCACAUCCGGAAGAUAUGGAUUCUUCAGAUAAUUAUGCGGAACCCAUUGACACUAUUUUCAAGAAGGGCUAUUCUGAUGAUAUUUAUGUUGUCCCAGAUGAUAGUCAGAAUCGAAUUACUAAGAUUCGGAAUUCAUUUGUAAGUAACACCCAAGGAGAUGAAGAAAAUGGAUUUUCUGAUAGGACCUCAAAAAGUCAUGGUGAACGGAGACCUUCAAAAUACAAAUACAAAUCUAAAACUUUAUUUAGUAAAGCUAAAUCAUACUAUAGGAGAACACAUUCAGAUGCAAGUGAUGAUGAGGCUUUUCCAACUUCCAAAAAGAAGGGCAAAGGAAGGCACCGUGGAAGUGAGGAAGAUCCGCUUCUUUCUCCUGUUGAAACUUGGAAAGGUGGUAUUGAUAAUCCUGCAAUCACUUCUGACCAGGAGGUGGAUGAUAAGAAGAUGAAAAAGAAAAUUCACAAAGUAAAAGAAGACAAAAAACAGAAAAAGAAAACUAAGAACUUCAAUCCACCAACACGUAGAAACUGGGAAAGUAAUUACUUUGGGAUGCCCCUCCAGGAUCUGGUUACAGCUGAGAAGCCUAUACCACUAUUUGUUGAAAAGUGUGUGGAAUUUAUUGAAGAUACAGGGUUAUGUACUGAAGGUCUAUACCGUGUCAGUGGGAAUAAAACUGAUCAAGAUAAUAUUCAAAAGCAGUUUGAUCAAGAUCAUAAUAUCAAUCUAGUAUCAAUGGAAGUAACAGUAAAUGCUGUGGCUGGAGCUCUUAAAGCUUUCUUUGCAGAUCUGCCAGAUCCUUUAAUUCCAUAUUCUCUUCAUCCAGAGUUAUUGGAAGCUGCCAAAAUCCUGGAUAAAACAGAGCGUCUUCAUGCACUGAAAGAGAUUGUUAAGAAAUUUCAUCCUGUAAACUACGAUGUAUUCAGAUAUGUGAUAACACAUCUAAACAGGGUUAGUCAGCAAAAUAAAAUCAACCUGAUGACAGCAGACAACUUAUCCAUCUGUUUUUGGCCAACCUUGAUGAGACCAGAUUUUGAAAAUCGAGAAUUUCUGUCUACCACUAAGAUCCAUCAAUCUGUUGUUGAAACGUUUAUUCAACAGUGUCAGUUUUUUUUUUACAAUGGAGAAAUUAUAGAAACUGUGAACACUGUGGCUCCUCCACCAUCUUCAAACCCAGGACAGUUGGUGGAGUCGAUGGUACCUCUUCAAUUACCACCCCCAUUACAACCUCAGCUGAUACAACCACAGUUACAGACGGACCCUCUUGGUAUUAUAUAAGUAGGAAGUGAUUGCAGACAGCUUGAAAUUGAACAAAAGCAAAUCUAGACAUGCAUGUUUCAGGGUUCAGUAGUGUACUUCAUGUUUCAUACAGAUAACUGAUUCAAAAUGAUGGGACAUUUUCUCUUUGAACUGUAUGAUAUUCUUUAUUCAUUCACUUACAUUACAAAAAUCUAAGACCAUGUGAUAAGCAUGACUGGAGAGGUUUAAUUUUUAUAAACAAAAAUAGCUAUAAAAUACAAAGCUGCUGCUGCAUGCAACCUUAUUGCAAUCAGUAUAUCAUUUCUGUGGCAAUUUCUGUCACAUUAUAUUGUGAAUAAAAUUUUUCUAUAGAAAUUAAAUGAUUUAAAAACUCAUAUGAAAACAUUUAAUCCUUUCAGCCUGCUUUAUGGCUGGUUUUGUUAUUUGAUGUGCUAAUUUGGACAACCUAAUUUACAUUCUAGAGUUGUAGAUAACUAAAAGCCCAGUGAAGUAUUUUAUAAUUUCAGGCUACUUAGACAAUGCUUGGGAAGUUAUUUGAAAGAAAGAAGAAAUACGUUUAACAUAUUCCACAUUUCUGCACCUUCAUCUGAAUCAACCUUUGGAUGAUUUGAUGAGGAGUAAAUGAAUCUGUUUCUUUCACACUCAAGAGCAAGCUAUGGCUAAAGUUAGUUGAUAAUGUUGUGCAAAGGAUACUUGCCACCAAGUUGUUUCUUUGUGGUCCAAAAAGAAAUAAACAUUUUGUACACGGUUAAUUCUGUAAACAGAUGCAUGUUCAGAAGAUCUAUGAUGGUCUUGUAAUCUUAAUCUAAUAUAUUUUAGAUAUUUUAAUUUAUUCCCUCUUGGGGAAUACAUUUAGUAUAGUGUAGAAAAUAAUUCAUGACAGUUUCAUAUAAGUUUCUAUAACUUUUCAUACAUAAACAUGAAAUUUGUUGUAGAAAAUUCUUUAAACCAAGCAUUUUAAUCUAGGACUUCAGUUUAAUCUGUUCCUUGAAUCUAUUUUUCUGUGGCCCUUAAAAACAUAUCCAGAAAAAUUCAUUGCUAAUAUAGCAAUAAAAAUACUUUGGGUACUGACAAACUCUUUGGAGUGUGUAUAUAUAUAAAAUCACAAAAUUGUAUGCAUAUUCUUGUGAUGUGUUGUAUUACCAUUUUUUAACUAGCUUUUUCCUUUGUUAUUGGUACCAGAUUUGCUCUAAAUGACCACUACUUUGGGGGUUAAACUUUUUAUUGAUGAAAAUGUGACCAGAAUACUAACAUGAACAGAAUUUUCAGAGUAGAUGGCGCAGAUAAAUUUUGUUAGGCUUCAAUUAUUUUUCUUUUAAAUGUCAAGCCAUGCCAUUUUUUGUUGGAAAGGGAAAUAAUUGGUUUGUUUUCCAUUUAUAGAUUAUAUUUGGAGCACUAAAGACAAAAAUUCUUUGGUUGAUGUUGUAGUCUUCAUUCAUACUGAAGUUUUCAGAUUAUUAUGUGUAUUGUAUAGUAAAUAGAUAAUUUUGAGGUUCAAGGCUCUUAAGAGUUUGAUUUACUCCAUUUUUUCCUAAAAUAUUCUUUCCCAACUGUUAAGUCCUAGGUGUUACACUUCCAUUCUUAACUUGAGAGGCAAGAUGUCGACAUGAACCAGGCUGCUGUUGAAGUACAUGUAUAUUAUAAAUUAUCUUAUUUGUGUUAUACUCUUACAUGUUAUUAUCUUUUCUAAGAAAAUAAAAUCCCUAUUAUUCCUAUUGCAAAGCACACAGGAAUUAAGAAAGUACAGUGAUUUAAAAAAAAAAAACCUGGUAAAGUAGUAUUCUUAACUUGUUCUAUAUUGCUUAAACCUAUUGUCUGUAUAGCUUUAAUUUAUAGCUGUCAGUUUAACAUUGGCAUGUCUGGUAAAGAAAAUUAAACUUUAAGAGUUUUAUAAACUGUUUCUAGGUUGCUAAAGAAUUUAUUUUUCUACUAUAUAUGGUAUAGACAAAGCAUCAAACUAUGUACAGGAAAAAAGCCUGACUAUUUCUGUUGGAAGUAGACUGAAAAGACAAUUUUCAGAAUUGUUCGUGUCUUCAGUUCAUUCUGUCAUAACUUUGCUAUUGUAAUAUGUGAAUCCCAGUUUAUUUAAACUGUUCUCUUUUAUACUGUGUUAAUUUAACAUUCAUAUGCAUUUAUUACCAUUUCUGUUAUUAAAACUAGCAUUUACCAUUUUCCACAUCAACCGCCUUGCACUGUCCUCAAAAUUUAACUCUACUUUCUAUGCAUUUUAUCAGUGAUUUGACUCACUCUAUAGUGAGUCAUCUAAAUAUUCUUAAUUUGGUUCAGUUAACCAGUAGGUUAGUUACUGACAAUUAAAGUACGGCUUAAAGCUCAGUCGGUUAUACCAAAUUGUUUUUCUUUUGUUUUGUUUUUGUUAAGGGAUUAGGCAUGCUUUGAAAUGUUAGGAAAAUUCUGAAAACAGAGUGAUUGUUUUUUCCUGGUUAGUUACUGGAAGAGGAGUGUGUAUGAGACUUCUUAAAAGAUUAAAAGAGUACUAAAUAGUCUCAUAAGUAUGAGUAAAACAUUAAGGCAUAUUUUAUAAUGUUAAAAUUCCAUCCUCACACGUUCCAUUGUUUUCCUUAAGGUCAGUGCUUAAAGGAAUUACAAUAUUGGACUUACAGUGUCUAAAUUAGCAAUAUAAAGAAGCAUAGUACUGAAUUUGUUAGAAAGUAAAAUUCUAUUUAAUACUUGUUAGAAUACACAAUUAUGAGUGAAAUUCCCAGCACCAUGUAAUUUCAUUUGAAAUGGUAUUUGUUAGUAAUUUCCCCGCUGACAUUUACAAUGUAAAUACUGUAGGUAACUGCAAUUUAACUUAGCCAAAAAGCAGCUUUUAUUUUCCAUACUGUAUGUAAAUAAUGUAGACUUUUUUUUAAGGUACUGGAAUCUAAUUUCUAAUAUCUCUUAGAUAUAAACAAAGGGAAUAAUUGGAAAAAGAACUUAGGCCUUAGCUUCCAUGGUGAUUUUUAGUUUUUUAUACAGUAAUAAUUGUGAUGCUAUUUGUCAACUGGAUAUAAAUAUAUAUAUAACUUUAAAAAGUCAAAAGUGCUUUGUUUUCCUUGUUUAUAAUUAAUGUAAUUUUUGUGCUUCACCCACAGGAUGCUGCAGUAAAUAUCAGUGGAGCUUCUAAUGUAUAAAUGUUAUAAAUAAAACAUUAAGAAGCUGUGUAAUUUUAAGUUAAUAGAUGCCUCUGUUUUUACCACUUCAUGGUAAAAAUCAGGGGUUUUUUUCCUCAAGUAAAAUAUUUAAAAUAAAAUUAAAAUUUAUGUUAAUACAAAAGUUCAAUUAAGGAGAUGUAUUUUAUUGAGCUUUCCCUUUACCACAAAAGAAGAGCCAAAUUUUACUCUGGUUGUAUAUAGAUGAAAACUGGAUUCUUUACAAAAAAUGGUGAGUAGAAGUAAGAUAGUGCACAGACUUCUAAGACUCAGGUUUUGUCUGGACCUGAAUUUCGAAGAAUGGUUACACAUUGCUUUAAGCCACUGGAAAUGUUUUUGAGCCUAUCCUACUUACAGCAGAGAUGCUAACAUCAAAGAGCAUAAUACCUUUGUUUUUUCUUCAAUACAUUGUGAAUAUUAAGCCGAACUUUAUGGGUGUAUGUUACCAAGUUAUUUGAUUACCAGUGAGUUCUCUUUGACUUCAAUCUUUGUGUAUCUUGGAUUUAAUUAUUUUUCAUUAAGUUAGCUAAUUCGUAGGGUGAACAGUUUGUUUUGAUGUGUAUGGGACAUGUUUUUUUUUUAAUUUUUAAUUGAACUCUUUAAGUUCCUUCAGCUUUUUCAGUUUAUCAAAGUACUUGAAAAUAAAAUUUUCUAAGAUUUAAUAAAGGAAGGGGAGUAUUUUUUAGAAUCAUAUUCUUAUGACAGCAUCUGUUGUUCUUCAAAGCCUAAACAUUAAUGUCAGUUAUAUCCCAUCAUUUGAUGUGAUGCACAUACCAUGGUAUUUAUGAAGUACUACUUGAACUUUGGGGGAAUGAAUCUUUGCCAUCCUUUUGAACUUCAUGCAUGUUUCCAUAUUUCCCCAUAGAAUAUUGGUUUUAUCUCCAUGUCUGAAGGAAGAUGGUGGGGAAAGCCACUGAAUCUUAUGUUGUUCUUAUCCUAAUUAAGUCCUGUGAUGUUUGCCUAGUUAACUGGUAUCACUAACUAUAUACAAUUAGAAACCUUCAAAUUACUGUUGAUGCAGUUAUAGGUUAGUCAUUUUUAAUAGUUUGUAGACCUGCACUGUAUGCACUUU
Molecule: messenger RNA, 8965 nt
Organism: Ochotona curzoniae (black-lipped pika)
Lineage: Eukaryota; Metazoa; Chordata; Mammalia; Lagomorpha; Ochotonidae
Gene: ARHGAP5
Product: Rho GTPase activating protein 5
Exons: 7
Coding region: 251-4759 (1502 amino acids)
Biological process (GO): signal transduction
Molecular function (GO): GTPase activity; GTP binding
Source: RefSeq, a predicted model, not a curated record